Messenger RNA from Poecilia latipinna (sailfin molly), 6797 nucleotides. It is a transcript of the gene cilp, whose product is annotated as cartilage intermediate layer protein, nucleotide pyrophosphohydrolase. The coding region runs from base 568 to 4047 and encodes 1159 amino acids. NCBI's taxonomy places the organism in Eukaryota, Metazoa, Chordata, Actinopteri, Cyprinodontiformes, Poeciliidae. The transcript has 9 exons. The record is from RefSeq and is a predicted model, not a curated record.
AAGCACCGCGAAAAAAAAUCCUCCUGGAUCCGUCUGUGUCCGAAUUCAGGGUCUGCAUCCUUCCAAGGACGGAUUUGUAGGCCAAUUACGUCAUAGCGUGGCGACAAGGCCCGUCCGAAUUCAAAGACUCCUUCAAAUGCGUCCAUCACAUGCGUCCUUCUUUUCCCCAGAUUUGAAGGAUGGGUCCGGUGUAUCCUUCACGGCCCACGAUAUCCCAUAAUUCAUUGCGGGUUCCAACUGGGCAUUCAGCAGCAGGGCCGAGCGCAAAUCGUGACACCGCACCUACUAAUGGCACUUCCGGUGGCAGGUGUGACACCCAUAGACAUCGCCUCUAGAUUUUGUUUAUGGUAGCUAGGAGACGGAAGAGGCUCUGGGCAGAGCCGAAAACAAUGUGAGAUGGACGCAGGGAAUAUGGAUUAUCGAACCAAGUGGAAAUAUUUACUCUAAUAAGGAUUAUGACCAUGAAACAGCAAAGGUGGUUUUGCUGCCAAACAUUGACUUUUUUGUGGACUUACGCAUACCAGAGGAGAAAGACUGGAGGGUCCAGUGUGGCGGCAGAGUGUGAAAAUGUCACAUAGGUCUCUUCUCAUCUUUCUGGGAAUAACUGCAGCCACUGUUCUUACAGUUCAAGGAUCAUGGAGAGGAGACAACAAAGAGUCUAAUCCUGCAGUCUACCACUCCAAUGACAACUUUGAGUGGACCACAUGGUUCAACGUUGACCACCCAGGAGGCCGAGGAGACUACGAGCAGCUGGACGCCAUUCGCUUCUAUUACCGUACCAGAGUGUGUGAGACUCCGCGCGCAAUUGAAGCUAGAACCACCGAAUGGGUACCAGCCCGGGAAACUGGGGAGGUGGUGCACGCAGAUCCAACUGUAGGAUUCUGGUGUCUCAAUGAAGAGCAAAGUCCUGGAAGCAACUGCUCAAACUACGCAGUUCGCUUUCUCUGUCCAAAAGAAAGAAGUGUAAACACUCAGGGAACCUGGGGUUUAUGGUCAAACUGGAGCCCAUGUCCUGCUCUCUGCGGUCAAGUAGGUGUGCAGCUUCGCCAUCGAAACUGCAAGUCUCAAUCAGUAACUUGCAAUGGGCCUAAAAUAGAGGGAAAACCAUGCAACGGACCUGAGUGCGUCAAGACGGAUUGUUACCUGCACUGCGUGAUUGGGAGAGUGAAUGCUGACUGUGAUGCUUGCAUGUGUGAAGAGCACGUCCUUUUGGGAUCUGUGCGAAGCGCCGGUGGUCUGAUUGCUGAGGGAGCAGCAAUCCUUCGCUCAGGCAAACUCCUCACCCUCACAGACCACAAUGGACACUUUAGAGUUCCUGGAAUAUGCCCAGAUGGCAACACAACACUGACAGUCAGCCUGCUGGGUCACGCAACUCUUGAUGUUGUUGUGCCCCUCACCACUGAGCGGACCUCAGUUCUCAGUGUGCAGCUGAAGAGAGCAGAAAAGCUUCAUGUCUUAAGCAACCAAGAGAAUAAAGCCAGGAGAGAAGGACAAAGUGCUGCCUUCUGCUGCAAAGUAGCUGGAACACCACAGCCUAACAAGUACCAAUGGUUUCAUGACAAUAUUCUUAUGGAAAUGCAAUCCGAGAGCACGCUGGUCCUGAAAGAUUUACAUCCAGAGCAAGCUGGAGAGUACUACUGCAGAGCAAGUGGGCCGUCCGGCGCCGUUAAGUCCAAACCUGCCACUCUAAAAAUCAUAGGUAGAGAGGAGCAUUCAUGCAACCCCACGCCUGAAUCUCACCUCAUUCGCCUUCCACAUGACUGCUACCAAAACAGCACAAACUCCUUUUACUACGAUGUGGGCAAGUGCCCUCCAGGCACAUGUGCUGGACAGCUGGACAAUGCCAUCAGGUGCAAAGACAAUGUGGCGUACUGCUGUGGCGUGGCAAAGAUGGAAGAGAGACAGCUGACGUGCCAAGGCUACCAGUUGCCCACCAUGGUAGUGACAGAGUGUGGCUGUCAGAAAUGCGUGGACACCCAGGCUGUUGUUUAUGGUCGUGCCAUUGCUGCAGACAAUGGUGAGCCAAUGAGGUUUGGCCACAUCUUCAUGAAUGGAGUCAGAAUCAGCCGCACAGGCUACAAAGGCACCUUCUCUGUCCAGGUUCCCCCAGACACUGAAAGACUGGUGUUGACUUUUGUUGACAACAUGCAAAAGUUUGUCAAUACCACAAAGGUGCUUCCAUUUAACACAAAAGGAGGAGCUGUUUACCACGAAAUCAAAGUUCUACGAAAGAAAGCUCCUGUGACCAUCAGCUCCUCAGAAACUAACACUCUAAAUCUCGGGGAGGUGGAAGGCCAGGAAGCGAUGGUCCAAAUCCAGAUUCCCCCUCAUUCUUUCUACAAGGAGAACGGAGAAGUCUUUACCGGUAAUGUCAAUGCAAGUGUUACAUUCUUAGACCCGAGAGAUGUCACUACUGCUGCUGCUGCUUCAAGUGACCUUAAUUUUAUAGGAGGCGAAGGUGAUAUGCUUCCACUGAGAACCUACGGCAUGUUUUCAGUUGACUUUAGAGGUGAGGAAAAUAAUGAGCCUCUAAACGCUGGCGAGGUUAAAGUAUUCUUGGACUCGGCUCAGGUGAAGAUGUCAGAGCACCUCAGCAACAUGAAGCUUUGGUCACUGAACCUUGAAACUGGCCUGUGGGAGGAAGAAGGGAGUCUGCAGCUAGAUAAGAGAAGGAGAGGCAAAAGAGAGGAGAGAACAUUUUUGAUCGGAAACAUGGAGAUCAGAGAGAGGCGUCUGUUUAAUCUCGACGUCCCUGAAAAUCGCAGAUGCUAUGUCAAAGUGAGAGCUUUCCGCAGUGAGCGUUUCAUGCCCAGUGAGCAGGUAGAGGGAGUUGUGGUGAGUCUCAUAAACAUGGAACCAACAGCUGGCUACUCCUCUAAUCCUCGUGCCUGGGGUCGUUUUGACAGUGUUGUCACUGGCCCGAAUGGAGCUUGUCUUCCAGCCUUCUGUGAUGAGCAAAAACCUGAUGCUUAUUCUGCAUAUGUGAUGGCUAACCUUGGAGGAGAGGAACUAGAGGCUGUGUCGUCUGCCCCUAAACUCAAUCCCAGCCUUGUUGGAGUGCCCCAGCCUUACCUUAGAAAACUAAACUACAGGCGAACAGACCACGAAGACAGCAGAGUAAAGAAGACUGCGUUUAGUAUCAAUGUGGCAAAACCAAGUCCUAACGCAGCUGAGGAGUCUAAUGGACCAGUAUAUGCAUUUGAAAAGCUGAAGGAAUGUGAAGAGGCCCCAUUUAGUGCUGCACACUUCAGGUUUUCAAGAGUUGAAGGAGACCGUUAUGAUUACAACACUGUGCCAUUUAAUGAAGAUGACCCAAUGAGCUGGACAGAGGAUUACCUGAGUUGGUGGCCUAAGCCCAUGGAAUACCGUGCCUGCUACAUCAAGGUUAAAAUCAACAGUCCGCAUGAAAUCAAUGUAAGGUCUCGUAACAUGGGUGGCACCCAUCCAAAGACAGUAGGCCAGCUGUACGGUCUCAGAGACACUCGCAGCAUUCGUGAUAUGGAACAGGCAAAUGUUUCAGCAGUGUGUCUGGAGUUCAAGUGCAGUGGCAUGCUGUAUGAUCAGGACCGUGUGGAUCGUACCCUGGUGAAGGUGAUUCCUCAAGGUAGCUGUAAGAGAGACCAUGUGAACACGAUGCUUCAAGAUUAUCUGGUGAACCACCUACCUCUAGCUGUCAACAACGACACCAAUGAGUUCACCAUGCUGGCACCUCUCGACUCUCUUGGCCACAACUAUGGAAUCUACACAGAGACGGAACAAGAUCCACGCACAGCAAAAGAGAUUGCACUUGGGCGCUGCUUUGACGGCACUUCUGAUGGCACGUCUAGGGUCAUGAAAACCAACGAGGGUGUGGCGUUAAGCUUCAGCUGUGGAGAUCGUGAAGUGACACGUCAGAGUAUCUUUCAAGCUAUGCAGAGCUCCCAAAGUCAGAUAGUAACAAGUGUUGCGAGAGGAGACAACAGGAAAACCAGACGUCGACAAAGGGCCAACACACUCCGCAGGAGCGGGAAACGUAGCGCCAGAAAUCCCACAGGAGGAAAAAGAUAAAUGACUCUGAAGUUCAUGUCUGGAAAUAAGACACUGAAGCAGUUUUUGAUGUUUAAGUAAUUUACCAAAACAUAUUCAAGUUGCAGUUAUACUUUAUAAUAAAAGUGGUCAAAGAUUUAAAACCUAAACCUUCAAUAUUGGUGUAUCAACAUCCAAAUUGGACGAGUGAUUUAGGAGUUAUAGCUUUUCAAAUAUAUAAAGCCCCCUUUCUAGGAGCUCACUUACAAAUGUUCAAUUACAUUUGUCCAAAUGUAAUUGAACAAAUUUGCAUAAAACAAAUAAACUUCAAUUUUUAAUACGCCGCCUGAAGUCUGAAACAUUUCCCUGAACACUGUAUGUCUUCAAUGAAAGUAAAUCAGCACUUUACUGUAGUAUGUCGAUCUUUGUGGCAUCAGUUAAUGAAAUACAGCUGCAAAUUUACACAUUUACCAGUUUACAAAUUUUCACCUGUUUACUUUUAAAGUUUCUGUGUUAUUUUUGCAGUUUACUUUAGGACAUUCUUCCAUAUAGUCAAUCUCUUUGUAAUCAACAUUGUUGCACUUAGCUAAAUCAAAUUAGACAUUAUAAAUUUCUGAGUGGCCCAAUGGCAUUUCAAAGUGUUUAACUCUCUUUAUAUACUCUACUUUUUAUAGCCAAAGCACCAAGCAGCACAUUCAACAUAUUCCAAAGAAUCCAUAUAGUUUCUUUCUUCUUGCUCUUUUAGUUUCAUCUAACCCAAGAGAGUUACUUAAAGACUCACCCAACUUGAAAGGCCGAAUCUGGCAAUAAUAAAUUAAAAACUUAAAUGAUCAUUUUGAUUUUUUGUUGGUGUGCAGAGAAUUUGAGCAGUCAGUGUCACAUGUGCAGUAGGUAGAGGUUUUGAUCAUCAAAAACAAGUUGGAUUGUUCAGCCUUGGGGCAAUUUCAAGAUUUGAGUCAUCUGAAAAAUGCCAUGUUUUAACAACUAACAAUAUGUUUCUUACCUAAGUUAUUACAAGUUAAUAGAUACUUAUGUAGCUUGUCAGUUAAAAGAUUUACAGUACAUUUACUUGAAACACCAAGAGCUAAUACACUUUGAUAUCACCUUCCAGGGUUUACAACAACUGUACACUGGUUUAGAUUCUCAGUCACCUAGAACAUGCCAAUCCUAAAUACCGAAAUAGAAAACCACUUGAUUUUUUUUUCUUAUUUUUUUAAAGAUAACACACCUCUCAUCCAACAGGUUUCUUCAAUUCUGGAAAACUGAUACAACAGUAAUCUAAUUGCAAAUGUUCAAGUAGUUCCUGCAAAUAAGAAUUUCUUCCCUCAGAGAUUCUCAUUGGUCAAGUUAACACAUUUCCUUGUAUUUGUUUUGUUAAACAUAACUGGAACAAAUCACAAGGUACUUUUAUGCAAGUACACAAUCAAAGCAAAAUUGACACUUUUAUGCAAAUAAACAUUCAAAACAGCAGUGCGAGUGCAUCAGUAUUUUAAAAACAGGCUAUGCAUUACUGGAUUUAUUUAAAUGCAUCAAAUCUGAUUUGAGAUUGACAUUACACUAGCCGUUAUCAAGUUUAGCUACUUACCAUACCUAAACUGCUGAUUGCUCAUUAUCCCUUUUAAGUUUUAAUUUUAAUGUUACUGUUGUGUAUAUUUGUCUUUUUUCUAAAUUGGGAAUCUUAUGAUGAAAAUCCAACAUGUUUUGCAGCCAUCCUGGAUUGGUUUUAAGAGCCAUCAACAAUCUCAGGCUCAGUUGGCCCAAUCGUUCACUGGGCAUGAGCUCGUUUUUGUACCUGCCAAUUUUUUUUUUCUGUUACUAACCACAAGCAUAUCCAGUUUGUCAAACGUUUCAGCUUUAGCUGAAUAUUUUGGCAACCUGGGAAGCCCUGAACGGUUUUUUUUUAAUCACUACUGUCAAAUGUGACAACAUUGUACAACAGGUAGGUGCCAAUCACACUCUUAUUGACGUCAGAUUUUGUUCAUCAAAUAUGAAUGGACAUUUCUUUCAGGUUCUGUUUAUGCACAUUAAGAAUGACCAACACACAAUUUGCUCUCCUGACCAGUCAUUUAUUAAAUUAAGAUGCUUAAAAAACAGAUGUCAUAUUUUCAAAAUUGCAUGUAUCGAAUCGUCUGUGUAAGAUUGGAACUGGUCAUGAGCUAGAGCAGAAAAAGGAGAAAGAUGCCCCUUUCAACGAACUGAAGCCCAUAAGACAUGUGGAGCCCAUGAGCCUCCGCUCCUCAUCAGAAUUGACAAGCCUGCAGAAGCAACAAUUAGAGACCAGUUGCAGCAAGUUACUCCAUUUGCCUGAUUUGUUGGUUUUCUGCAUUAGUAAAACUCAAAUUAGUAAGUUACAUUUCUGUCAUGCAAAAGAAAAUACUUUUAAGCAUCGUUUGCUCCAUAUUUUCAAGGAUAUUCCAGAGAUGUAUCGAGAAUGGCUGUGAGGUUUUAAAGUCACAUUUAUUAUUCUCUAUCCCUUUUAUCAUAUAUUGAAUGUCAUGUGCACUCUGUAAAAUUACCACUACUCAUAUGUUGUGCCGUUCUCAAAUAACCCACAAUGCAACUGUUCCAGAGAUGAAUAAUAAACUGAAUAAUUGUUCUGCAUUUGGCAACCCAAGAGAUAUUAACUAUAUACAUUUUUCCUGUAAAAGAUCUAACCACACUUCAGUGCGAUCUAUAAUACAUGACAUUCUGGUUUAGGAAUUUGCAUAGAACCUUGUUUCUAUGUCACUUUACUUACAACUGCUGUACUGCCAUUUUAACAGGAGCAACAUUUAUUUAAAAAAAAAAAAAAA